This is a messenger RNA of Phlebotomus papatasi, 733 nucleotides long. It is a transcript of the gene icln, whose product is annotated as methylosome subunit pICln. The record is from RefSeq and is a predicted model, not a curated record. NCBI's taxonomy places the organism in Eukaryota, Metazoa, Arthropoda, Insecta, Diptera, Psychodidae. Gene Ontology annotation, cellular component: spliceosomal complex; cytosol. The transcript is spliced from 3 exons. Gene Ontology annotation, biological process: mRNA cis splicing, via spliceosome. Bases 79 to 639 code for a protein of 186 amino acids.
AGUGUCAUGGCGGUUCAGUGAAAAACAUAAACAAACCCUGUGAGACGUUUUUUAUUGCAAUUUUUAUCUUGCGUGAAAAUGUCCAUUAUUGGAGUGAUAAAUACAUCCGUAGAGGAUACUGUGUACUCAGAAGAUAACGUAAAAUUGCAGAUUAAUAAAGCAGAUGUUGGAAAUGGAACACUUUUCGUCACAAAGGAGUAUCUUGCAUGGAAACCGGAAAAUCGAGAGGAGGGUGUAUCAAUACCCUGGCUAAAGAUCACCCUACAUGCCAUCUCUUCAGCUCCAUCGCGGAGUAUCUACAUGAUUUUGGAUUUUGCACUGAAAUGGCCAGGAGUCUUUGAUGCCAAUGGCCAGGCAAAUGGGGGCAAUGAGGCACCAGAAGUUGAAGAAGAUGAGGGCAAUGGGUCAGAUGCUUCCCUGGGAAGUGAUCUUGGUGGCAGUGAAUUGCAUCUACUGCCCCAAAAUCCCAAUGCAGUGGAUCAUAUUUACGAAGCCAUGAAUCACUGCCAAAGACUGCAUCCGGAUCCCAAUGACAGCAUCUCUGAUGAUGAAUUUAUGGAAGCGGAAGAGGACAUGGCCAAUAUUCAGAAUCUCCAUAUUGAUGAUGAGGAACGAUUUGCUGAUGCUGAAGAGAAUUGAACGGCUCUCUCCAGGGAUAUUCCCACCCUUAAGCAUUUUCACUAGAGUUUACAAACUAUCAUUAAUAUCCAAAUAAAGACACUUUCCACAUAAU